AUGGAAGAACCAGUGUUUGGUAAAUCACCAUCUUUGUGCCACACUCCAAAGGAUUCUGGGACAGCAGCUCCGCAGGGGGCUAGUUCAGGGAAACAGCCCAUGAGUGCAGCUCUGAAGGAGCGAUUAAGGAGAACAAGACGUUCGUUUAAUGCUAGUUUUACCGUGGCAAAGCGGCUCAAAAUAGACGCUGAGGAAGAAGGCUGUGCUGGUUCUGACAAAGAGUGCCUGCCAAAGACAAGUACAGAUUGUUCUGGAUUACAAGAUGGUUCUGAAAACCUGGAAAGAAGUGGCACUGAACACAUAGGUUUCAAAAGUCCCUUAGGGGAGAGUGGUCUGUGUGGAUCAGCAGAGAAUUCUGGUGUGCUACAGGCUGGUCUUGUUCAGCAACAGUCCCUGGAAGAAAAAGUAAGGCUGGUGAAACAAGUGCAGGAGAAGGAAGAACUGCUUCGAAGGCUCAAACUGGUUAAGAUGUAUCGCUCUAAGAACAACCUAUCUGAACUGCAGGCCUUGAUAGUGAAGUGGAGAAGUAGUACCCAGCUCAUGCUCUAUGAACUGCAGUUGGCUUUUUCUGCAGAUGGCAAGAAAGUGAGUCUCACUCAGCUGAUAGAUACUUUUGGGUUGGAAGACCAGCUGUUGCACUACAGCAGAACAGAAGAAGAUUUUGUUGAUGCAUAA
Messenger RNA from Merops nubicus (carmine bee-eater), 675 nucleotides. It is a transcript of the gene SFR1, whose product is annotated as SWI5-dependent recombination repair 1. The transcript is spliced from 3 exons. The record is from RefSeq and is a predicted model, not a curated record. Gene Ontology annotation, biological process: positive regulation of DNA-templated transcription; double-strand break repair via homologous recombination. Bases 1 to 675 code for a protein of 224 amino acids. Gene Ontology annotation, cellular component: Swi5-Sfr1 complex. Lineage: Eukaryota; Metazoa; Chordata; Aves; Coraciiformes; Meropidae.